AUGAAGACCCUCCAGCAGACCCCCACACCCCUCUGGGCUCAACCGUCGAUUCUGAAUCUACCUACCGAUCUAUUAAUAGAAUCCGACGACGAGGUCAAUUCCGGCCCAAAAACGAACUCCAGUGCCACGAAUGGGUACACCUACGCCCACCGCCAAAAGCAGCUGCAACGGCACAAGCAGAAACAAAAACAGGCGCAAAGCCGAGCACGCUCUCAGCAACUUCUCAAUGUCCACAGCACACUCAGCCAGUCCACUGCCCACACUUUAGGUGCACUCACCCCCGCUACUACUCACAGGACGCUACACACACCCGCCAGCACUCUGGGUGUAAACUCGCUCGCGACGACCCAGAACCCUCCCCACACACCACACACCACACAACUCGCCUCGAGUCUCCCGUCCACCUUUGCCACGCUGCCUGUCCUGACCCCCGCCGAUACGGUCGCGCGCGAGGUGUAUAUGUGGGCCAUGAAGGUCAACCAGCCUGUGCUCAGUGCCAAGGCACGCGCCAACCUCAUGCGGCUCAGACGCGCAGAUGAGACGGUCUUCAGGCGCAGAGAUGUGUAUGAGACGGUCAUGCGGGCAGCGGAUGACUAUCAGUUCAGCGUACCCUCCAGGCGGGUGCUGCACUCGCUGUUUCCAGUGCAUGAUAUAUACUUCCCCGA
Messenger RNA from Sphaeroforma arctica JP610, 665 nucleotides. RefSeq lists its product as hypothetical. The record is from RefSeq and is a predicted model, not a curated record. The transcript has a single exon. The annotation marks the transcript as partial. Lineage: Eukaryota; Ichthyosporea; Ichthyophonida.